This is a messenger RNA of Ceratotherium simum simum (southern white rhinoceros), 1686 nucleotides long. It is a transcript of the gene CCDC63, whose product is annotated as coiled-coil domain containing 63. Gene Ontology annotation, biological process: cilium movement; outer dynein arm assembly. Gene Ontology annotation, cellular component: axoneme. Lineage: Eukaryota; Metazoa; Chordata; Mammalia; Perissodactyla; Rhinocerotidae. The record is from RefSeq and is a predicted model, not a curated record.
AAGAAGCACAAGAGGAAAGACUCCGCGGAUCCCCAGGAGCCUUCGGAGAAGACCCAGGAGCAGCUGGCCGAGGCGGAGCUGCGGAGGCUGCGGCAGCAGUUCCGGAAGAUGGUGGAGAGCCGGCAGUCCUUCAACUUCCACUCGCAGCGGAAGAUCUCCGGCCAGCGCAAGGAAAUCAAGAGCCUGCAGGAGGAGCAGGAUGAGAUCGCCCUGCUUUUGAGUCUCGUCAAGUCCUCGAGGAACUUGGAUCUGAACGAGAGAAACUACGUGGAGCUGCGCUUCCUGCUGCAAACUAAGGAGGACUACGAGGCCCUGAUUCAAUCCAUGAAAACGCUGCUGGCUGAACUGGACGAGAAGAUUGUUCAGAUGGAAAAAAAAAUUAUAAACCAAAAACAGAUCUUCACAAAAAUGCAGGAGGCGAAUAACCCUCGGAAACUGCAAAAACAGAUCCACGUUUUGGAAACCCGUUUGAAUCUCGUGACCGUGCACUUUGACAAGAUGAUGACCACCAACGCGAAGCUCCGGAAGGAGAUCGAGGACCUGCGGUACGAGAAGGCUGCUUAUGACCACGUCUACCAGCAGCUCCGUCGGCACCUGCUGAUGCAGAAGCAAACCAUGAACACGGCCAUUGAGCAGUCUGCUCAGGCCUACCAGCAGAGGCUGGAAGCCAUGGCCCGAAUGGCUGCCAUGAAGGACCGCCAGCAGAAGGACAUCUCUCAGUACAACCUGGAGAUCCGGGAGCUGGAGCGUGUCUAUGACCAUGAAACCAAGCUCAAAUCCUUCUUGCUUGUCAAGCUGAAUGAUCGCAUCGAGUUCGAGGAGCAGGCCAAAAAGGAAGAAGCUCUCAAGGCAAAGAAGCGCGGGAAGAAGAAUAAGGGCGAGAGUUUGGAGAGCUACGAGGUGGCCCACCUCCGGCUGCUGAAGCUGGCCGAGGAUGGGAACCUGAAUCAGCUCAUUGAGGAGUUUCUGGCCAAGGAGGAGGAGAACUUUGCUCGGUUCACGUACGUCUCAGAGCUCAACAGCGACAUGGAGACGAUGCACAAGAAGACCGAGAGAAUCCAGGAUGAGAUCAUCCACCUGCGAGCCCAGCAGAAGUCCUCCCACGAUGACGGCCGCUCGGUCCUGAGACAGCUGGAGGAGAAACUGAGGAGGACCACGGAGGAGGCGGACAUGUACGAGGACAGCUGCAGGGAGAUCGACAAGACCUUGGGGCAUCUCAAGAGCUCGGUGGAGAAUCUGUUUAAGAAGAUCAAUUGUGACGCCACCAAGAUCCUGGUGCACUUAGGGGAGACGGGGAAAAUCACCGAUGCCAACCUCCCGCAGUACUUUGCCGUCAUUGAGAAGAGGGCCAAUGACCUGCUGCUGUUGGAGUCCUACAAGCGGAUCCUGGAGAUGGAGGGGUCGGAGACCGAGGUCCCGCCCCCCUUCAUCAACCCUUUCUGGGGCGGCUCUGCCCUCCUCAAGCCUGCAGAGCCCGUCAAGGUCGUUCCCCCGGUGCUCGGAGCUGACCCCUUCAGCGACAGGUUGGAUGAAGCGGAGCAGCCCCUGGACCACGGCAGCCUCCGGCAGCUGGUGCUCGGCAGCUACACGGCCAGGGAGGCCCGGACGCGGGAGCGGGACUCGCUCUUGGACGGCGGGCCCGAGAGGGGGAACGACCUGAGGCCCAAGAAGAGGGUCACCGUCUGA